AUGUCAUCAGCACCUCAGGAGCUGGAGUCGACACGUUUAUUGGAACUGGCACCCAUUGUGUCGUUUAUGAAUGGUGAUAGUGCCCUUGAUGCCCUACUCAGCCGUCUUAAAAAGUCGAUUGGAACCGGAGAGGAGUUUGCCAAAUACGUUAAGAAAAGAGCUCAGAUUGAAGAUGAACAUUAUGGACUGUUGAAGAAGUUUGGUAAUAGUAUUAGAAUGCAAUAUAAGAAGAAUCAGGAUGCAUUGAAAAAUGAUUCCUUCAGUCGUAGUUUUGAUCUGAUUGUUGGUUUUGACGAAGAGUUGAUGAAUGUUGGUGGAGCUUAUGUUAAGGCUUUAAAUGUUAUGUAUGAUGAACUCAUUGCCUUGGUGGGCACAGUUUCUCGGUCAAGGAAAGCAACCAAAGAAGAUGCGAAACGGAAGGAAAAGGAUUGCUUGGAUGCUAUUCAGUUGGCUGAAAAGGCACAACAGAAAUAUUAUCAUCUCUGUGACGAUUUGAAACGGUUGAGGUCCUCAGAUUCAGGUAAAAGAACAGGGUUCUCUUUGAAGAAUAAAUCGGCAGAACAACAAGAGGAAGAACUACAACAAAAAAUUAAUGCUGCUGAUCAAGACUAUAGAGAUAAAGUGGCCUUAUGUAAAAAGGCUAAAAGUGAACUCUUAUUGGUUCAUAGACCAAGUUAUACCAAGAUCUUAAAGAAUUUGAUUUUGGAAAUCGAUAUUGCAAUGAAUGUUCAAUUACAAAAGUUUGCUACUUGGAAUGAAAAUUUGAUAAUGAAAUCGGGAGUCUUAAUUAGUCCUUUACAAAAUACCACUACAAAGAAGUCAAUGAAACAAUUUGCUACGGAUAUUAAUAGUGAGAUGGAUUUAUAUAAUUAUUUGCUGAAGGCUGCCCUGGUGCCUCCAACAAAUAAAUUGGUUCCCGUGGAAUAUAAAGUUCAUUCUUCCUUUGCAAACGUUAAGAAGACAACCACUAAACCUUUCCUUAAUAAUACCUCAACCGGUUUGGCAUCCGCUGCUACUAUUGGUGCUGGAGCUGGAGCUGGAGCUGGAGCUGGAGUUGGUGGUGCACCACCAUCCAAUUACCGAAAUACCACUGCUGCUACCACCACUAAUAACAAUAUCCUCAAUUCCAGUACCACUUCAUCAGCCCCAUACCCCGAGAAUUUCUCUUUAUCCAAUUCUCAUCUCAGUCCUGCUUAUUCACAAUCACAAUCACAACCAGGUCCAGGUUACCCAACAAGUCCUAUUGAUGCUUCUUUUAUAGACAGAGCAGGAACGUCUCCCCAGAAUUCAUUUCUUAGAGAAUCACCUUCUUCCGGUCCUUACAGUUCGUUAGAUCCCAAUGCUUCAUCUGGAACAACUCCAAUUAUAGGGGAUGGAACCUUUCAAAAUAGUGCUACGACCAAUACUAAUGCUCCUACACACACUCGACCAACAUUUGGAGUUUCAAUUGAAGAAGUAGCUCAAUAUGCUGGUGUUGAAAGUGUUCCUUUGGUUGUCACUCGGUGUAUUCAAGUAAUUGAAGCCCAUGGAUUAGAUUUAGAAUUUAUUUAUCGAACCAGUGGGAAUAAAGUUGCUGUUGAACAAAUGAAACGAGAAAUUGAUCAAAACUUUGCCAAUUAUGUCAAUAUUGGAAAUGAAAUAGACAGCGCUAAUGUUAUGGAUGCUCAAAUUCAUGCUGUGGCUUCCCUUUUGAAGUUGUAUUUUGCUCAAUUACCUGAACCAUUAUUAACUAAUGAUCAUAUAUGGCAAUUCCUUGAUACCAUGAAGCUGCAAGAUGAAAGUUAUAAGGCCAAAAAAUUGCACCAUUUGGUCUACAGCUUACCUGACGGAGCAUAUUAUACCUUGAGAGCUAUUUUAUUCCAUUUGGUGAAAGUUUCUGCUCAUAAGCAAAACAAUAAGAUGUCAGCUAAUGCCUUGGCAACAGUUUGGUGGCCAGCACUUUUGCAUGAUGAUUCUAAUCCGGAAGAUGUUGAAUGUAAAGCAAAACUUAUUGAGGAAUUGAUGGUAGUUGCACCUGAUAUCUUUGAACUUGAUCCUGAAGAUGAAUAA
This is a messenger RNA of Lizanozyma spartinae, 2049 nucleotides long. RefSeq names its product Rgd1p (gene RGD1). The record is from RefSeq and is a predicted model, not a curated record. Lineage: Eukaryota; Fungi; Ascomycota; Pichiomycetes; Serinales; Debaryomycetaceae. Bases 1 to 2049 code for a protein of 682 amino acids. Gene Ontology annotation, biological process: signal transduction; regulation of GTPase activity. Gene Ontology annotation, cellular component: cytoplasm. The transcript has a single exon.